Molecule: messenger RNA, 2877 nt
Organism: Brenthis ino (lesser marbled fritillary)
Lineage: Eukaryota; Metazoa; Arthropoda; Insecta; Lepidoptera; Nymphalidae
Source: the annotation of a GenBank genome assembly
AUGUCGGAAAGUGAUGAAAAUGUGCGUGAUAAAAGUGUACAUGAGGGCGAGCUGACGUCGUCCUCGUCAACCAGCGGCGAAGAGGAUCCGCCGCAACGUCGUAAACGAAAGUUGCCUAGGAGGGAGAAUUAUUUGGCUUCCAAUGCAUAUCCUCCGCCGGGUUGGUACCCCGCUGACCCCGGGUAUCAUCACCCAUUAGAAACACAUGUAGAAAAUCUGUUGCCAACCCAACAGGAUGCACAUUCAGUUGAAGUACCCGCCGAGUCGGCCAUUAAAUUUGAUUUUAAUUUAAAAACGAGUUUAAAAGAACCUACAGUAUUGAGUACGCCUUCCGAUCAUUUACAAUUAUUAAAUUCAUUUCAAUAUUUUAAUUCUGAAAACUGGACUAACGUACGUUACUCCGAAAUUCAAAAGUUAUAUAAUGCCAGGCCAGGUUUUGUUGAACUUGAGGGUCUUCAUAUUUCUGAAAUGUUGUCAAUUACGCAUGGCAUAAUUAUGCAAAGCGAUGCUUUAAAAUCAGGAGUGUUUGAUUUACUGCAAUGGGUACAAGAUACCGAUAAUUUUAGUAAAGACGAUCUGGUAAAGAAAAUUAAAGAUAUUUUUUCGGGUGAAUUUCAAAAGAUAUCUCUUGAUUGUUUACAAUUGCUUUGUGGGCGUCGAGCCGAUAUUAUUGAACAAAGACGAGAAGCAUUCUUGAAUUUAGUAAAAGAUAAAUUUUUAAAAGCUACCUUAAAAAAGAUACCUCCAUCCUGUGAUUUUUUAUUUAGUAAAGAGCAAAUUUCAGACUUUUUAAAUAAUAAUGGGGGCAUUAAUAAAAUAUUUUCAAGACCUUCCUUCUCUGCGCAAGAGAAGAGAAAUACUGGUACAUCUCAGGCUGCGCAACGUGGAUCCAGUCGUUACAAUCAAACCGGUCGCCCCACAGCACCGUUUGCAUUACAAUAUAGAGCCCCUCAAUAUCCGUAUAGGUCGUAUGCACCUAUGCAACCCUAUGCAUUUAAUUACAAUUUUCCAGCUUAUGCUGGAAAUCAGCGGCUUUUUCGACCUCAAUACAAGCCACAAUCAUUUACCGCGGGUCCACAAGCCCCGAGUAACCCUAGGAAAUCAUUUAAUCAACACGGCACAUCAAACCAACACAUUAGCGUCAAAAGAAGAGGGAGAGGUGUUGUAUGUCAGAACAGGUCAAAGUUGGUAGAGCAAACCCAAGUUGUUCUCAAAACUUUAAAAGAGUUAGGAUGGAUCGUCAACACAUCCAAGUCAAUCCUAGUCCCCCAGAGGUCGUUGGAGUAUUUAGGUCUAGUAUGGGAUACCUGGAACAACAAGAAAAGCCUGCCACAGAAGAAAAUUCAAGGUCUACAGACUACUAUAGCAAGAUUUCUCACACAACAACAAGCGACGCUUCGGGAAGUUCAAGGUCUAGUAGGGACCAUGAAUUUUGCCCGUCUAGCUGUCCCACAGGGUCGAUUAAACUUCCGCUAUCUCCUGAGACAUUGCAUAUCUAUGCUUCAAAACAAUGUCAAGGAGAAAACUCCGCUACCAAUACAGGUAACGAAAGAACUCGAGUGGUGGAGGCAGAACUGCGACAGGUCGUCUCUACUUCACCUUCCACUUCUGACCCACUUCUUAACGACAGACGCUGCCGAGACCGGCUGGGGAGCAGAAUUAAACGGGGUACAGAUACGGGGCGAAUGGUCGAGAGAGGAAUCCAGAAUUCACUCGAAUCAAAAAGAAAUGUUGAGCAUAUUGAAGUGUCUUCACCAAUUCGGUCCUCUUCUAAGCCAUUCAUCGUUGCUACUUCAGUGCGACAACAAAGUCGAAAUUGAUAGAUCUGUCGACGGGCCGUCCCCCGCCAAAAGUAGAAGAUCUGACUCUCGAAGUUUGGAAAUGUGGGGGUGGUCUGAAGCAGUAGAAUCAUGGUCUACUCAACAGAAGGCUUUAUUGAUGGGAGGAUGGCGAAAAUCCACUAUUAAUACAUACAAACCUGCUUGGGAGAGAUGGGUAAAAUGGUGUCAAUCCUCAGAUAUAAGCCCUAUUAAUCCAGUAGGUGCCGAUUUAGCACAAUACUUGGCGGAUCUUCAUUUUAAACAUAGGUUAUCUUAUAAAACUAUUUUAGUUCAUAAAUCUGUGGUCGCUACCUUAUGUACUACCGAAAAUAAUGCUAAACUAAGCUCUAAUAUAUUAGUGAAACAAAUAUUAAAAGCUAUCGCGGCUAAUUAUGCUAAGAACCGUGUCGAAACCAAUAUUUGGGAUACACAUAUUGUCAUAUCUUGGUUGUCGAGUAGAAACCCGCCUAUUCUAAAUAUGUGGGAAAUAUCACGACGUUGUGCUAUUCUACUUUUACUUUGUUCUGGGCGUAGAGUGCAUGAUCUAACACUGCUUAGUAUAUCGGACUCUAACUUUAUAGACGACACUGAAGCUAACUGUUUAACAUUUUGGCCUAUGUUUGGUUCUAAGACUGAUUCUGUGUCUUAUACUCAAUCAGGUUGGAAAUUGUACUCGAAUAAUGAGAACCCUAAUAUAGAUCCUGUACUAUGGGUAAGAAAGCUAAUACAAUUCGGAAAGGAUAGACGUAGAGAAGGAAAAGUAAGUAACCUCUUUGUAACAGCCCGUGGAGCCGCUAAAGCUGCUUCUCGUACUGUAAUCGCAGGCUGGGUAAAAUCUGUUUUGUCUGACGCGGGCGUUGAUGCAACACCAGGUAGCAUGAGAUCAGCUGUGGCGUCCAGGGGUUGGUUGGAUAGUGAACCAUUGGACAAAAUCCUAUCUAGAGCUAAUUGGAAGUCUAUAAAAACUUUCUCAAAGUUCUACAAAAAAGAAGUAAGACCAUUGCCUAAUGUAAUUUCAGAUAGCGUCUCCCUAAGAGCGUUGUUUAAACCUGUAAGA